AUGGUUAAACGAACAGCCAUCGUGACGGGCUCGUCCCGUGGCAUAGGCGAAUCGAUUGUCCGCCGGCUCGCCCAGGAAGGCUACAAAGUCACCGUCAACGACGUCUCGGCCAACAAAACGGGCAUCGACAACCUCGUCUCCGAACUCAACAGCACACACGGCGAAGGCACGGCGAUCGGCGUCGUCGCCGACGUGACCUCCCCGUCCGACGUGCAGAACCUGAUAAAAGAGUCGGUUGAGAAACUGGGACCCCUGACCGUCAUGGUGGCGAACGCGGGCAUCGCCCAGGUCGCCCCCGCUCUAGACAUCAGCGACGACGACGUGCACAAAAUGUUCGAGGUCAACUUCUUCGGCGUCUGGAACUGCUACACCCACGCCGCGAGGCAGAUGAUCAAGCAGGGCCCCGUGGAGGAGGGGAGCAGUGGGUACAAGAUCCUCGGAUGCGCCAGUAUCGUGGCAUUCAAGCCGUUUCCCCUGCUCUCGCACUACAGCGCGUCAAAAUGGGCGGUGCGCGGCCUGACGCAGGUAUUCGCCAUGGAGAUGGCAAAGCACAAAAUCAACGUGAAUGCGUAUGCGCCCGGGAUCGUGGGCACCGCCAUGUGGGACCUCAUUGACGAGAAGCUCGGCGAGAUCGAGGGCCGGCCACGAGGCGAGACAGUCAAGAAGUACAGCUCCGAGCUGACGGCGCUGGGGCGCGUCAGCGUGCCUGAUGAUGUGGGCAACGUGGUUGGCGGGUUCAUGUGUUCCAAGGACGCAGAGUUUGUGACUGGCCAGACGAUGGUCAUUGAUGGUGGCAUCGUCUUCACGUGA
Cladophialophora yegresii CBS 114405 is the source of this 810-nucleotide messenger RNA. RefSeq lists its product as uncharacterized. The transcript is spliced from 2 exons. Gene Ontology annotation, molecular function: oxidoreductase activity, acting on the CH-OH group of donors, NAD or NADP as acceptor. NCBI's taxonomy places the organism in Eukaryota, Fungi, Ascomycota, Eurotiomycetes, Chaetothyriales, Herpotrichiellaceae. The record is from RefSeq and is a predicted model, not a curated record. Bases 1 to 810 code for a protein of 269 amino acids.